CUAAGUGGCUAACAAGUAGGUUGGUUUGUUGAGUGAAUUUUGUGUGGGGAAAAUGUUUUCUGGCGUUACCUAAUGUAUAAAUUAAGCUACACAUAGUGUCUUGAUGUAAUCAGCGUGUCAGCUGCAGAGCGUGGAUCUAAACAGCAGAAUAUGUGGACAGACGGAGUCCCCACACAGGGUGCAUUUUGGACCACUGAAGGAAACCUCACUUCAUUGUGCCCUAAUGGAUCCAAAUGGGUUUGGGAAGGGCUUGGGGAAUGUGCCCAGGAUGCGAGGGAUAUGGCCAGCGUCUACUUAGGCCUCCUGUCCAUCUUCUGCUUCAUGGUGUCUUCAAUGCCGCAAUACUACAGCUCAUGCAGAACAGGGAAUAUGCACAACGCCCUUUCUAUUUGGUUUCUGCUGAUGUGGUUGGGGGGUGACACUUGCAACCUGGUGGGCUCCUUCUUGGCAGACCAGCUUCCACUUCAGACAUAUACUGCCAUUUAUUACGUUUUAGCUGACUUGGUGAUGCUGGCCAUGUACUUUUACUACAAGAUAAAGAACAGAAUGGUUGAAAGCAGGAUGGUUUUAUAUGUGGUGGGUGUGGCCUGUGUCCUGGGCUUCACCACAAGCCUCGCCCAACUCCCCGGGUUAGGCACCCAACAGGAAAUGAUUCCCUCUGGUUUCAGAAGUCGUGCCUUGCUCUCAACCUCCAAAGGUAGCUCUAUCAAGACUUUUACCACAAAAGAGAUUAUUGGUUUCUCCAUCGGCUCAGUGUCGUCCGUGCUGUACCUCUGUUCCAGACUUCCCCAGAUGUAUACUAAUUUCAAAAGGAAGUCGACAGAGGGAGUGUCUUACUUUCUGUUUGCACUGGUCAUCCUGGGAAACACCACAUAUGGCCUAAGUGUCCUACUGAAGAACCCUGAUGAGGGCCAGAGCGAGAGAAGCUACCUUGUCCAUCACUUGCCAUGGCUCAUCGGCAGCCUCGGCACCCUCUGCUUAGACCUCAUGAUCUCCAUUCAGUUCAUAAUUUACCGCAAAUCUCCGGUGGAUGUGGGCAUCGGCCAUGAUGAGACAACGCCUCUGAUGGGGAGCUAAAUCAGAAACUGAACUGGUCACAUCCUCAGUUUGAUGGCAGACCUCAUAUAGAUGUCAGAAACCUGCUGGUGAGGGUGAGCGGACUGCAGAAAGGUUUCUCUGAAAUGAUUCCAGAGUUUUUAAGUUGCCAAAAACUUAUGACAAGUCAUGACACUAACCACUGCAUGAAGGCCUGUCUGAUCUUGUUUACAGUAUUUCAUGUAACUUGAAUCUUGAAUCAGUGAUGUGUCUGUGUGUCAAAGAAGAAAUGUUUUGCAAAAUAGUGUGAAUUGUAUUUUGUAAAGUUUUAAUUGAUGUUUACAGCAAGGGUCAUAAUUAAAAAGCAAACUUACACAGGUGUUCUCUACCAUGUUUAAUUUACACAUUUUUAUUUUCUCUCUCUUUAUGUUUUGCACAUCUAUAGUUUGUUUUGUACUUGUAUUAAAUAUUUUCAGUGGGUUGGUGUAAUGUAAAGUUAAUAAAUACUUUUCUAUAUUCCUUUGA
Messenger RNA from Micropterus dolomieu (smallmouth bass), 1560 nucleotides. RefSeq names its product solute carrier family 66 member 1 (gene slc66a1). The record is from RefSeq and is a predicted model, not a curated record. The transcript has 9 exons. The coding region runs from base 151 to 1077 and encodes 308 amino acids. Lineage: Eukaryota; Metazoa; Chordata; Actinopteri; Centrarchiformes; Centrarchidae.